CCAAUGAUAAGUUUUCUCUCGGCGCUGGAACGAGCACCACGCGCCUCUCUCCCGCUGCGUCCAACACGUGACUGGCGUUGUGUUGUGCUCUCGAUGUUUUUAUCUGACCGUUAGGGAUCAGGUAUAUAAAGAUUUUAAAAAAUAGACAAAUGUAGAUAUUUCGUUCGUGUCGAAACUUGGUAGAUAGGUAGAUAAUACAAAGUGGUAUUCGUGUAUGGAUGUAUUUAACUAUAUGCGUAACAUCCAAUGGUUUACAGCGAAAUAUAGUGAAUGAAAUAUAAACAACGAUCCCUGCAGUACCAGCGAUAAGAUGGAGAGCUCUUGCUUCUUCCUGACGCUCCUGACGGCGGCGCUGAUGUCGCUCCUACACCCCUGGAGUGCCGAAGCCGUAGCCACCAACUCUUCGAACACCAAGAACGUGACCUUGAUAUAUCCUUCCGACGCAACGCUGUUCAUAGGCUCGGUGUUUCCGAUCCAUGCGAGCCGACGGGACGCUGACUUGGGCUUCGACGUGUGUAAUCGUCUGCAGGGCGCCGACGGCAUCCAGCCCCUGGAGGCCAUGCUGUACACCCUCGACCAGAUCAACCAGAACAGUGCCAUCCUCCCUGGCAUCACCCUCGGGGCACUGGCACUCGACUCCUGCGAAUCCCCUGGCGUCGCCCUCGACCAGGCACUCGGCUUCAUUAAGGGCUACCUGGCAGGUGAGAACAAGUAUCAUGAGGCAGACUUCAUGUGCAAUGACGGGUCUAUCCCUACUUACCGUGGCGGGAAGUUCGACAAAGUCAUCGGUGUUAUUGGAGGCCAAACUUCGGAAGUUUCUGUGCAGAUGGCCAGCGUCCUGCGGGUGAUCCAGAUGCCGCAGAUCAGUUACCUCAGCACCUCAGCGUCUCUCAGUAAUAGGGAAAAAUAUCCUUUUUUCUUACGUACAGUUCCUUCUGACAGCACUCAGGCCGAAGCCAUCUUACAGAUCCUUAGCAAAUUCGGUUGGACUUACGCCAGCGUCGUGUACAGCCGUGGCGAGUACGGCGAGGGCGGCUUCCAUCAGCUGAGGACCCAAGCGAGUCGUUUCCACGUGUGUUUUGCCUCCCCUUCUCACCGUCUGGCCAAGGACGACAGCGACGAAACCUACAGGGAGGUCGUGAGGACGCUGCUGGCCAGGGAUGCUAGUGUGGUGGUGGUGUUCGCUAACGACGAGGUAACAGCCAAGUUGAUGAAAACUGUGCAACUCCACGAUCGUUAUUCGCACAUCGUCUGGGUUGGUUCCGAUGGCUGGAGCUCAUCUUCGCCAAAGCAAGUAGAGGCGGUGGUCGAAGGCGCCAUCGCGGUCAGGCCCUUAGUCAACACGCUGCCUGGCUUCGAUGAGUACUUCCGUUCCCUCACUCCUGAAGGGAACCAACGGAACCCCUGGUUUGCCGAGUACUGCGCCCAGGGAAACUGUCCUCCGAACGCCUCCUACGCACAGGUCCCGUGGCUGCACUUCGUCAGGGACGCCGUCUACGCCUUCGCCCACGCCCUUCACAACAUGUGGGAGGCGCGAUGUGAGGGGAGGCCGGGUCUCUGCGACGCCAUGGCCCACAGCGGACACGUCCACGGACACGAGCUCUUUGGACACCUGCUGAACGUGUCCUUCGAAGACGUCAACGGUCGUAGCUUCCAGUUCGAUGAUACGGGGGCGGCCUUCCCCCGAUACAGCAUCCUCAACUACCAACGCGUAGACGACUACAACUACAUGUGGGUCCCCGUCGGUACAUAUUCACGGACGUCGGAUGAAAAAACUCUCGACCUCGAAGAAUCUUCCUUGAAAUUCCGCCAACAGGACCGCCUCCCAGUGUCUUCCUGCGGGACUCCUUGCAAGCCGGGGGAGGCUAAGAUCCUGUUACAAGACAAAUGCUGCUGGCGUUGUGAACCCUGCCAACCAUACCAGUUCUUGGACAACAGCACUCAACUCUGCAAAGACUGCGACGAGUGCAUGGCUCCUGACGAGAGCAAAGGCGCUUGCAAGCAGAAGGAGGAGAAGUUUAUUGACUACAAGAACCGGUGGGCGAUCACCUCUCUGGCUUUCGCUAGUUUAGGCAUCUUCAGCACGGUCCUCGUCGCCGUGAUCUUCUGGGUCUACCUGGACACACCUGUAAUCAAAGCCUCCUCCAGGGAACUCUCCUACAUCCUCCUGGCGGGUAUCUUCCUCUCCUUCGCCAUGACCUUCGUGAUCGUCGCCCCGCCCUCCAUCUUCACCUGCGGGAUCACGAGGUUCUUCCUGGGCUUCUGCUACACCGUCUGCUACGCCUCCAUCCUCACCAAGACCAACAGGAUAUCGAGGAUUUUCAACAAGAACCCGAGCAAGCCGCAUAAGGCCAAGUACACCUCCCCGCGCUCUCAGAUGGUGAUCGUCACCCUCCUCGUCAGCGUGGAAGUGAUCAUCAACAUCUCUUGGCUCGUCUACUACACGCCCUCCACCAAGCACCUCUGCUCGAGGGACACCGACUACCGCAUCCGCAUCUGCAACGGCCUGGACGACUAUUCGUACAUCGUGGGUCUGAUCUAUCCGCUGGUGCUGGUCUGUUUCUGCACGGUUUACGCCAUCAAGACCCGGAAGUGUCCCGGAGGCUUCAACGAGGCUCGAUUCAUCGCCUUCACCAACUACACCACCUGUCUCAUCUGGCUUGUCUUCGUGCCCCUCUACCUGUCCACGGGGGCCUCCGAUGACGUCAGGAUCGUCACGCUGGCCAUGUCCCUGUCGCUCGGAGGCUUCGUACAGCUCGGGUGCCUGUUCUUCCCGAAAGUUCACAUCGUGUUGUUCAAGCCCGAGAAGAACACGAAGGACGCCGUGAUGAGCAUCCAGAGGACCUCCUCGUACAGGGCGGGAUCCAUACGCCAGCAGCCCCAGGACAACAUGCAGCACCACUCGGCUCCUGCGAUCAUCUUUUUGAACAGCAAGCCACCCGUCAAGCCAGAAGGAGGUGGUCUCCAGAUCCCUCAAUUCCACGACCAGAACCUCAACCCAAAGGACGUUCCUGGCUUAGUCAACAAAGGCUUCUUCACCGGUGUGGCGUCGAAGCCCCAAGAACCCACUGUUUUGUAAACUGUCUGGGGGGAUUUUGAGAUUCAGGGAAGUCGUGUGUGUUUCUCUCUAUCUGUCUAUCUAUCCCUGUCUAUCUUCAUAUCUAUCUACUUAUCUUUCUAUCUAUCUGUCUAUCUAUCUAUCUAUCUGUCUAUCUACUUAUCUAUCUAU
Molecule: messenger RNA, 3229 nt
Organism: Penaeus vannamei (Pacific white shrimp)
Lineage: Eukaryota; Metazoa; Arthropoda; Malacostraca; Decapoda; Penaeidae
Source: RefSeq, a predicted model, not a curated record